GCCAAGGAGGCCGCGGGGCUUUUUUUGUCAAGGAAACGCCAGUGUUGACGGCUGUGGCGUCCUUCUCCGCUUCCAACGCAACUGCCCUCUUGGCAACUUUAAGACCUGUGGACUUCAACUCCUAGAGUUCCUCAGCCAGCAAAGCUCUGGGAGUUGAAGUCCACAGGUCUUAAAGUUGCCAAGGUUGGAGACUACUGCGCACGUUUUCGCCGCCCAACGUCUCGUUCCAGCCAGACGAAGAGCCAUGCCUGUACACUGGAAGGGAUUAAGUGAGUACAAAAGAAACUUCAAAUGGAAGCAGUCAGAACAGCCUAGACUCUGCAAUUCUGCACAUGAACAAAAGUGCCGAUGGGCUGGCCUUCGAUCAGAUGAGUUUGGGAUCACAAGAGAACCAAAUUUUAUUUCCAAGAGACGAGUGCCUUAUUAUGACACACAAAUUUCAAAAUCUUUUCAAUGGAAUGGAGGUAAUGGCUUGCAGAAAGAUGCGUUAUCAGAAUUGGAAGUCAGUGAGCCAGUCGAAUUGCACAAAACUGACAGCAAGGAUGUUGAACUGAAUAAGGACCCAAUUGAGACAUUGGAUGCACCGAGAGUUCCUGAAAAACUGCAUCUCAACUCUGCAGGAUCUGGACCUGAAUCAACUGAAGCACUUAGAAGAAACAAGAAGUCAGUGCCCCAAACUCCAGUGCAUGAAAAUAAAGUAUUAGCAUCUACCAAAAAAGAAUUAGGAAAAACAGAUCAUGGGCUCAAUAGGGUUCUACAAAGGAAAGCAGGCAUGAAUAUCUCACGAUCGAGAAGCUUCCCUAGAAGUUCUGAGUACCAGAGAGAGUUUGUUUGGAAAAACCCCCAGAAGCUUUCUCCAGUCCUUGCAGCAGAUCAGUUUAUUCACAGAUCAAGUCAAUCCAUUCCUCCAUUUAAGUCUCCUGUUAUUAUUCCUGAAACUGAAUAUGAAAGGAAUUUCAAACCUUCCCCUCCUAUACAACAAUUGAAACAGUGCUUUCUGGAAAAGUGUGAAUGUCCUAGGUCCGAAUCAGUAGACAUUUCCUCUCAAGAAAAGAAUGAAAAAAGUAAAACCACUUCAAAGACACCAGAAGAUUCAAAUCAAAAUGAAUUAGAAACAAAGCAGAAAGAAGAAAAACACAAACAGAAGUUGCUGUGUUCACAUAGACGUUUUAAGAAAAUGAAUACAGAAUAUAGAUCAAAAUUCUUGUCUCCUAGUCAAUACAUUUAUAAACAAGGAGCCUGGGUACAUGUCAGAAAAAAUAUACCCUAUCAAGGUUCUCAAAACACUCUAAAUACCAUGUGGUAUGUGGAGGUGAAAGAACUUCGAGAGAAAGCAGAAGCUUAUAAGAAGAGGAUACAAGGAACCCACUUUUCCAGAGAUCAUUUAAAUCAAAUCCUGUCAGAUAAUAAUAGAUUCUGGGAUUUGUCCUCUGAAUCCACUGUGGAAGAAACCAUGAGCAACAAUAUCAGAGCACUUGACUUAGCAGGGAUCCCUGAAAACAAACUAUCUUCAGGACCUAAAAUAUUGGCACAACCUGCACAGUUGCAACAAUAUAAUGUUGGGAAUUUAGGUGUAUCAGAUGCUUCUACUAUUCCUGUCAAGCGGCGUUUAGUUUGGGAUGAAUCACAUGAUGAUGAGCAACAAGAAAAUAUGUCGCCUAUAUUAAGAGAAUGCAAAGAAGAAGAAAAUAAGCAAGAAAUUGCUGAAGUUAAAGAAAUGGGGGGAAAUGUUAACGAUGCCAGUAUAAACAAUCAAAAUUCUUCAGGAGGCAGGGCAGAUUCUUCAGAAUCUUUAAGAACACAUGGUAGGCUUCCAACUCCACAACUUAGAACGCUUGGUGGAAUCCAAAGAACACAUCAUGAUCUGACAACUCCAGCUGCAGGAGGUGCUGUUUUAGUAUUUCCUCAGAAAGGGAAGAAUUCAUCCUUCCUGCAAAUAGAAAAGGAAUCUUCAGAAAAGCAGUCUCUGGCAAAUAGUCAAGUUUCAAGAGAACAAAUAGUAGGAAAAACUUACAGGGAUGAAGAAAAAACUGUGAUUAAUUCUUCAGCUGCCGGGCUGAAAACUUUGGACCCUUUGCCUCUACGAAUGGAUCAGUACUCCAAUCAAGAUGCUUCUGGUACAAGAAACCAUGAAACAUUAAUGCAUUCCGAGCAGAUGCCUACAGUUUCAGAAACAAAGCUGGCUAAGGGUUCUACUGUACCCUAUUGGAGUCCAUUGUGUCGCAUUCAAGGAAGUCUCCGGGAUCCAGAGUUUCAGCAUAAUGGCAAUAUUGCAAGCCCUAAAAGGAGCUGGUUACAGUUACCUCUUCAGGAGCGAAACUAUCAUGAUGAAGAUGAUGAUGACCGACUGUCCCAGUUAUCUGCUCGAUCUGCUGCUUCUGGUUCUCUUGCAUCUCAGGUUCUAGAACGAGCUCAAAGAAGAAAAGAAAAUUUCUGGGGCAAGAUGUGAUUGAAUUUUGCUGUGCUUGCAAUUCGUUUUAUAGUAGAGUAUUUUAAUUUUUUCUAGAAAAAAAUAGUUAAAUACCAGGUUUUUUUUAACUAAUAAAAAAGGAAAGGAUCUGAUAUAAAAAUGCUGGAUAUUCAAAUACUCUUUUUGAUUUGGCUUAAUAGUUAAGUGCUUGAUUUGAAAUAUUAACUUAUUCAAAAUCUGUAUUCUACCUCACUGUCAAAAAAGCAUUACAAACAAAUAGAUUACAUCAUAAGCUAUUUUUACUUAAUGAAUUCCAAAGGACUCCAUAUCACUUUUAAAAAGCAGUGAAAUGGUGCCGUAUUACAAGUUUCAAAAAGUCUUUGAUCUUCUAACAGAAAUGAACAUUAAACAUAGCCAACA
Thamnophis elegans (Western terrestrial garter snake) is the source of this 2830-nucleotide messenger RNA. It is a transcript of the gene SAXO6, whose product is annotated as Mdm1 nuclear protein. The coding region runs from base 245 to 2449 and encodes 734 amino acids. The transcript is spliced from 15 exons. NCBI's taxonomy places the organism in Eukaryota, Metazoa, Chordata, Lepidosauria, Squamata, Natricidae. Gene Ontology annotation, biological process: negative regulation of centriole replication. The record is from RefSeq and is a predicted model, not a curated record. Gene Ontology annotation, molecular function: microtubule binding.